Messenger RNA from Paramecium octaurelia, 816 nucleotides. NCBI's taxonomy places the organism in Eukaryota, Ciliophora, Oligohymenophorea, Peniculida, Parameciidae. The record is from the annotation of a GenBank genome assembly.
AUGCAUUCAAACACUCAUUCAAAAACUAUAUCUGAUAUCAAGAUGAUGGAACAAAAAUCUGGUGCAACUCUACCUUAAUAUCUAAGUGCUAGAACAAUUAGACCAUCCCUAUUUUUAAAUGAGGCUGAUUUCCACCUUCCAUUAAUAUCUCCUUAAAAAAGAUAAGUUACUGAUUAUUAAAUAAUAAAAUAAACUCUGCCCAAGAGUGAAGCUGUGAGUCCUGUGUUUAGGAGAACCUAAAUUCAAUAAGAUUCCUAGGAUCAAUUUUUGUUUGUUUAAACAACCAUCAGAAAACUAAAAAAAUAAAAAUUAUACAUCAAAGACAGUCAUCGAUCUCAGUAAUUCUUGCCUCAAAUUGAAGAUCAUAACGAUAGAAAUGUUCAUUAUUCUACACCUAAAAAUAAAAUUUCAACUCUGAGCAGUCUUCCAACUGAUUCUCAAGUUUUACUCUCUCCCAUAUCAAAACAAAGCACUCCUAUUGUAAACAGAGGCACUCCAAUUCAAAUGAUUGAUGAUAGAAAUUCCAAAGAAUUCGAUUUAACACAACCAACUCAUCAAUCGUCACUUCCUGAACAAUCUAGUUCAUCAAGUAAUCAGCAUUAACCACCACAUCAUAAAAAAACAGUCUCCUUUCGUCAGUCCAUAUUUGUAAUUGAUAUGAACAAUGGUCAAGUUACCAAAGAUUAGUUAUCAGAAAAUUCGAAACCAUUAUAGCAUAUUUCAAAACCAGAAAUUAAGGAAGAGUAGCAUGAUGAGGAUAAAAGAAUAAAAUUUCGAAGAACAAGAAAUUUUCAUUUGAGUGACAAAUUGGUCUGA